UUAAAAAUCCUAAAAGUCACUGAAGAUUUUUCCAUUAAGUUAUGCUUAUCCUACACAAAUGGCUCUUUGCUGAUAGGGAAGGUGGUAGUAAAGCCUUUACCACUCUUUUCCUCCCACAGUUAUCUGCUGUAGUAGGGUGUGGGGGUGGCAGGAGAGAAGUCUUUUCUGGUUUUAUUUCUGAAGACAGCUUCUUAAUCCAGUGUGUGUUAGUGGUCUCCAGCGCUGAAAAUGAAGAGUUGGAUCCUUUCUUUGGACUUCAUGUCCCUCUGCCCAGUAAACAAUGAGUUAAUUGGUAGCAUCCUGUGGUUGACAGGAGUGAUUUAAUCUUAUUUCUGUGCUUGUGAAUUAAGGUUUAGCCUUCUGGCUAGGUUCUGGGUUUCAUUUUUCUGGAAGAGAGCUGAAUAUUAUGCACUGAGAGUUAGUAGUUGCAAAAUGUGAAAUACAAUCUUCCCUUGGAUUCUCUGCUUUCAUUUUAUUUUUUCCUCUGUUUAGAAUCCCAGUCAGACAGGAAAACAUAGCUUUUAAAGCUGAUGGUUUGUGCUCUUAGCUAGGAGCACAAGGAGAUUCAUGAUUUUUGUAACUAGCUCAUUCCAUUUUUAUUAAAUUAGGGUGAAGGAGUAGGUGAGACUUUUUAACCAUUUAAAUAUAGAUUACUGUAGCACAGUGGACUGAACUUGCAUUUGAGGAAACAUUAAUAAGCCAGCCAGCCAGCCAUUGUCCCUAAUCAGAGACUGUAUUUGUAAGUAGAACAUGUUGACUCUGUAAUGGUUGAUGACGUUGUCUUUGUUAAAAGGGAUGCUGCAUCUUUAACAAGACCAGACAGAAACAUUGCAGAAUCUACAGUAAAUCUCAGAACAGAAAAAGACUCCUUUAUUUCCCAUAUGUAAAAUGUAUUCCAUUGGUAAAAUAUUUAAAAGAAAAAAAUCAAAGCUAUACGGAAAUAUUACUAACUAGUUAAAUUUUAAUUCCUUACCUUUUCCCUCUGGGUGAGUCUUUGCCCCCUCCCCUUUCAUAUUCUCCCCGAAUUUAAAAUGCUGGGAGGAAAAGCAACUGAGGUCUUAAGUUUCAGAUGCAGAAUUGUCUGCUAAUUGAAAUUACUGGGCAUAAUGCUAUCUAUAGCCAAUGAAGAGAUAUAUAGCUUUCACUCAGUGCCUUCAAGACAUGUCUUUUUGUAGUCAGAAAAACAGAGAUCAAUGCAUUUUGAAACUGGCAGAGAGAACGGAUGCUUCUUAGUAGCACAUGCUCAGGAUCGUGUGUGUACUGUUUGUGCAGAGCAGAGAAGCUGAAUACUGGUCCAUAUGCUCCUUGUUUACUGCAAUGUUUUUUGCAUGUUACUGUGCACUCCGGACUAACGUGAAGAAGUAUCGCUAUCAAGAUGAGGAUGCACUGCAUGAUCAUACCUUACCUCGUUUAACCCAUGAAGUGAGAGGACCAGAACUUGUUCAUGUGUCCGAAAAGAACUUAUCUCAGAUAGAAAAUGUCCAUGGAUACGUCCUACAAUCUCACAUUUCUCCUUUGAAGAAGUAUCGCUAUCAAGAUGAGGAUGCACUGCAUGAUCAUACCUUACCUCGUUUAACCCAUGAAGUGAGAGGACCAGAACUUGUUCAUGUGUCCGAAAAGAACUUAUCUCAGAUAGAAAAUGUCCAUGGAUACGUCCUACAAUCUCACAUUUCUCCUUUGAAGGCUAGUCCUGCCCCUAUAAUCGUCAACACAGACACCUUGGACACGAUUCCUUAUGUCAAUGGAACAGAAAUCGAAUAUGAAUUUGAAGAAAUUACACUGGAGAGGGGUAAUUCUGGCCUGGGGUUCAGUAUUGCUGGAGGAACAGACAACCCUCAUAUUGGGGACGAUCCUGGGAUAUUUAUUACUAAGAUUAUACCAGGAGGAGCUGCAGCAGAGGAUGGAAGACUCAGGGUCAACGAUUGUAUCUUGCGGGUGAAUGAGGUUGAUGUGUCAGAGGUCUCGCAUAGCAAAGCAGUGGAGGCACUAAAAGAGGCUGGUUCUAUUGUGCGACUGUAUGUUCGUCGAAGGAGACCUAUUCUGGAGACAGUUGUAGAAAUCAAAUUGUUCAAAGGCCCUAAAGGUCUGGGCUUCAGUAUUGCAGGAGGGGUAGGAAACCAACACAUCGCUGGAGACAACAGCAUUUAUGUUACUAAGAUAAUUGAUGGAGGCGCAGCACAAAAAGAUGGACGGUUGCAAGUUGGAGACAGACUUCUUAUGGUAAAUAAUUACAGUUUAGAAGAAGUAACUCAUGAAGAAGCAGUAGCGAUUUUGAAGAAUACAUCAGAUGUAGUUUAUCUAAAAGUUGGAAAGCCCACCACCAUUUACAUGACUGACCCUUAUGGCCCACCAGAUAUUACUCACUCUUAUUCUCCACCAAUGGAAAAUCAUAUACUUUCUUCUGGCAACAAUGGCACUUUAGAGUACAAGGCAUCUUUGGCCCCUAUCUCACCAGGAAGAUAUUCGCCUAUUCCAAAGCACAUGCUUGUAGAGGACGACUAUACCAGGCCUCCUGAACCCGUUUACAGCACUGUGAACAAACUGUGUGAUAAACCACCUUCUCCUAGGCACUAUUCCCCUGUCGAGUGUGACAAAAGCUUCCUUCUUACAGCUCCCUAUCCCCACUACCACAUAGGCCUGCUCCCUGACUCUGAGAUCACAAGUCAUUCCCAGCACAGCACUGCAACACGUCCACCUACAAUGAGCUUACAAAGAACCAUUUCUCUGGAAGGCGAGCCUCGAAAAGUCAUCCUGCACAAAGGCUCCACGGGACUUGGUUUUAACAUUGUAGGCGGAGAAGAUGGGGAAGGCAUUUUCGUAUCCUUCAUCCUAGCAGGAGGGCCAGCGGAUCUCAGUGGAGAGUUGCAGAGAGGAGAUCAAAUUUUAUCUGUGAAUGGUAUUGAUCUUCGGGGUGCUACCCAUGAGCAGGCUGCAGCUGCACUAAAAGGAGCAGGGCAGAUAGUAACAAUCGUAGCACAAUAUCAGCCGGAAGAGUACGCUCGAUUUGAGGCAAAAAUCCAUGACCUACGUGAGCAGAUGAUGAACCACAGCAUGAGUUCUGGGUCCGGCUCCCUGAGAACCAAUCAGAAGCGGUCACUCUACGUCAGAGCCAUGUUUGACUAUGACAAAAGUAAAGACAGUGGCCUUCCAAGUCAAGGACUCAGUUUCAAAUUCGGAGACAUCCUCCAUGUUAUCAACGCCUCUGAUGAUGAGUGGUGGCAGGCGAGGAGGGUCACUCAGGAAGGGGACAGCGAAGAGAUGGGAGUUAUACCCAGCAAAAGAAGGGUUGAAAGAAAGGAGCGGGCACGUUUGAAGACUGUGAAGUUUAAUGCGAAACCUGGUGUGAUUGAUGCAAAAGGGUCAUUCAAUGACAAGCGUAAAAAGAACUUCAUCUUUUCACGAAAAUUCCCAUUCUACAAGAGCAAGGAGCAGAGUGAGCAGGAGACAAGUGAUCCAGAACAACAUGUUUCCUCUAAUGCCAGCGAUAGCGAAAGUAGCUACAGGGGACAGGAAGACUGCAUCCUAUCUUAUGAACCUGUCACAAGACAGGAAAUUAAUUACACCAGACCUGUUAUUAUUUUGGGUCCUAUAAAAGAUCGGCUCAAUGAUGAUUUGAUAUCUGAAUUCCCUGAUAAGUUUGGGUCAUGUGUGCCACAUACCACAAGACCGAAGCGUGACUAUGAAGUGGAUGGGAGAGAUUAUCAUUUUGUCACUUCGAGGGAACAAAUGGAAAAAGAUAUCCAAGAGCACAAAUUUAUAGAAGCCGGGCAGUACAAUGAUAAUUUAUAUGGGACUAGUGUGCAGUCUGUGAGAUUCGUAGCAGAACGGGGCAAACACUGUAUACUUGAUGUAUCAGGAAAUGCUAUUAAACGGUUACAAGCUGCACAACUGUAUCCUAUUGCUAUCUUCAUUAAACCUAAAUCAUUGGAGCCACUGAUGGAAAUGAAUAAACGUCUUACAGAGGAACAAGCCAAGAAAACUUAUGAGCGAGCACUUAAAUUAGAACAAGAAUUUGGAGAAUAUUUUACAGCUAUUGUCCAAGGAGAAAGCUUAGAAGAUAUAUAUAAUCAAUGCAAACUUGUAAUUGAAGAACAAUCUGGACCUUUCAUCUGGAUUCCUUCAAAGGAAAAGUUAUAAAUUAGCCACUGCACCUCUUAUUAUGACAGAAGUAUAUUUAGAAGAAAACUACACUAUACUAUUUUGAGGCUUUCCUGUUUUUGUUGCAUUUAUGUUCUUGCAGUCAAUGUGAAUUUUUAUGAAUGUACAACACAAAGUGUUUGAAGCCAUGAAGGACAGUGAUGGGUCAAAAGGGUAGGAACAAAAAGACUUUUACCAUACAAAGCAAAUCUGUUGUGUGCGCAAAGCACCAGUUGUAGGUAUAAACUUUUGACAUGGGGACCCUCUGUCAAAGGGAGCUAGCCACCUACUGCACUUACAUGGACAUCAUGAAUAAUGUCAGUGGCUAUGCUCAGUGUGUUGAUCGCUUUAAAGAGAAGUUUCCCAGCUCUUGAACCUCAUGUAGGGCUUGAGCCUGCAAGGGGCUGAACACUUGACCCCGGUUCAUACUCCUGUGGGUAGUUCCAUUGAAGUCAAUGGGACUAAGCGUGUGCUAAAGUGUUUUGGUGGAUCAGGGCCACAUGCUCCUUGCUGGAUUGAGCCCAUAGAACCUGUUCCAACUUCUGUUGAAGUCAAUAGAAAGAUUCCCACUGAAGUUGGAUUGGGUGAUAAGCUUGUCAUUGCACAUCAGUAGUUGGUACUCCUCGACUUUGGUAACUAUGCACAUGUAUUGAUUUCCAAAACCAAGUCAAGCAUUUCUUUUUCCCCUUUGGAAGCACCAUUAUAUCAGGAAAUAACCAUGUAGUUUAUUUCAAUGGAAGCUGGUGUUGGGAAGGGAACAGAAACAUUUCACAUCACACACAUACCCACUCACAGGUAUGAGGAGUCACAGUACCUAAACUGACAAGGAGGGAGACAACUGGGAAAAGCUUUGAAAUUUUUGAUUGUCUAUUUUAUCAUUUAUACUGAUAGAAGGCACUUAAUGAUGGAAUAAUUUAUAAAGAUUAAAAUAUAUUGAUGUAUAGAAACUAAUUUCUAUAGGUGAAAAAUGUUUUGUGAGAUAUUUUGUAAAGAUUAAUUAAUUGAAAGAUUAAAUAUUUGCACCCUGGUCUGGCUGUAAAAUGUAAAGAGGACCUUCAAGUUGCACUACCCCUUUCCGCAACAAAUUAUAUAAUCAUUUUAACAAAUUAUAUAAUUUCUUAAAUUUUAGAUGACACUUUUUUUCAACUUAAUCAUCCUUCCUUUUAGUUAAUCAUGAUAAAUUCCAGUGAAAAGAACUCAAAUUGAUUACCCUGCAGGGUUUUUGUUGUUGUUAUUGUUUUGGAAAUAAUAGGAUGAUGCAUCUUUAAAUUGAAAAAGCUGAUUUUUCCGAAGCAAAAUGUCAGUGACUUGAAUGUAGUGUAUUAUUUUCUCUCUUAAAGGGAGCCAUAAUCUUCAUUGGGAAACAUUUUAUAAUAAUUCCUUAUGAUAUAAGUGAAAUGCCAGAAGCAUUUGGCCACUGACUAACUUGUGUCAUCAUUUCAUUUCACAGUCAACAGGGGGGUUUCACCGUUAAGACUGGGGCAGUUGACAUUUGUGGGGGAUAUGGGGAAAAUCUGUGGAAUUUCUGCUUGGACUACAUGGGUGGAGAGUUCUUGCUUGCUGUUUCACUUGGCCCUUCUUUCCUAUACUAAUACAAAUUUCACUGUACCACAUCUGGAAGAUAGUUACAAAGUAGAUGAACUGCCUUUGCUGCUGCUGCUGGACCAUGUUUUAUAGAAAAUCCACAAAAUGCUGCAUAUUACUCCACAGGAGUCCAACGCUUUUUAGCUCGUGGCUACUUUGAUCCUAAUAUGUAGUGACAUUUUAAGGGCAAGCAUUUCAAUGACCUGAGUUACCAAUAGACUAUUCAAUUACUCUGUCUAUUCAAAACUUUCAGCCUUAUUUCUUUACUCUGUCCUGAUAUGACGGGUACAUGCAGCCACCCUCAAUAAAUAGGCUGAUUAGCUGGGUGUUUAUAAGACAGCCAUCAACAGAGACAGGGUCACUGUAGCAAUCAUUAGGCGUCAUGGUUCACACUGAAUUAAAAUGGAUAUGACACACUCAUGCUUCCUUUAUUGUCAUUUUGUUCUGCCUGGCCAGCACAGAUUCAAAGACAGAAUACCAGGAGAAUUACUAAUCUCCAUAACCAGAAGGGCUAGACAUUAAAAAAAAAAAUCUUAGAUUCUAGAUAACCAUACAGAAAUCCACAGGAAGGCCCUAGAUCCUUGGAAGUCAUGGAAUUUUCCAUGCUAUUACUAUCUCAGGUUGGGCUGGAGCCCACCUGAACUGAUCACCAAGUAUUCUAAAGCAUUCUAAUUUUCAACUCUAUUUUUAAGCAACCACAUCUGCUUCUUUGUUUCUUAGUUCAGCAUGCAACCUUUUAAAAUACUAUCCUACCAGUAAAUGUUCUGUUUUGUCAUGUGCUGUGCUUUACAGUGAACAGUAACACUAUGGCUGAGUACAAUCAAUUUUUCCAUCAGUCUUCGGUUACUGUAGUACAUUAUUUAUUUUUUUCCUGUCUGCUGUUUGUGCUUCCAAUUUAGAGUUGCCAUUGCACUUCUUAUAUUUUUUAAAUAAAACCUAUAUAUUUAAAAAAAUCACCAAGAGCAGCAAUGAGAGGUCUUAUUUCCUGCAGGGUUUAUUCCUUCAUUUGUUCUGUGUCUUGAUGUUUUGCGUUUCAUGUUACAGCUUACUUAGUGCUGCAGCUAAUUUUUUUUAAUGCAGCCAUUCAAAGUUACAUUGGGUGGCAAGGAGAAGCGAGACAUAUGAAAUUAACUCAGUUACAUCUGUUGCAAAAAAAAACCCCAACCCUAGCUUGGCGCCUCAGACCAGAAUGGUGCUAAUACCAGUAAACAUUAGCAGAUCUUUUUCUGGCCAUAUAAAAAACUUGCAGGUGUCUAAGAGACAACAUGUAAAUACAGGACCCUUUAGGAAAAGUGCCAGAUCAUAUCACUGGUGCUAUUUCUUAUGUUCUGGCACAAUGUGUAGCCCACAGGGUCUAAGUUGAACCAAAAAUCUUAUGGCUUAUUGACUAUCCAUGAAUGAUCACAUUGACAUCUUGCUGUUUUUGUACAGGUGUGCAAUAUUUCAACCCAUUUAUUUCUGCCCAUAAGUCAUCUUCCAUGCACUGGCCUCUCUUAGUACUUGAUACUGGGGCUCAUGAACUUACACUAACUACAAGAGCCUCUCUUUCUACCUUAUUUCCUGUUUUUGCCAGCUAAGGAGGCCCUUUGUCUAUACAAGUACUUUGUAACCUCUUAGAUGUUAAAGGCACUCUUGAAAAUAAAAAAUAAAACAAACAGUACUAUAACUGUGUUAGUAGUUAGCAUGGUUUGAUGCACCAGUCCCCUCACUCUGGGAAGCACUGCUGAAUGUGAGCUAAUAAUAAUUAUGAGCCAUC
Messenger RNA from Pelodiscus sinensis (Chinese soft-shelled turtle), 7477 nucleotides. The record is from RefSeq and is a predicted model, not a curated record. Lineage: Eukaryota; Metazoa; Chordata; Testudines; Trionychidae.